AGAUGGAUCUUCUAUCUCGCCCAGCAACAGUAAACCUCACAUUUUCAAUACGGAAAAGGAUGAUUUCAAGGUACAUGUUUGGGAUGUCGAUCCGUUGUGGGAAAUCGAAAAUCGAGGAAUUCAACAAACAAGCGACAAAUUCGAGAUUGAUAGCGAUACAGAUGUUGGAGUGGAGCUCGA
Molecule: messenger RNA, 180 nt
Organism: Funneliformis mosseae
Lineage: Eukaryota; Fungi; Glomeromycota; Glomeromycetes; Glomerales; Glomeraceae
Source: the annotation of a GenBank genome assembly